This is a messenger RNA of Acromyrmex echinatior (Panamanian leafcutter ant), 2145 nucleotides long. RefSeq lists its product as uncharacterized. Lineage: Eukaryota; Metazoa; Arthropoda; Insecta; Hymenoptera; Formicidae. The record is from RefSeq and is a predicted model, not a curated record.
GCUAUCAACAUGGCGUAAUCUUAUUAUUAUCAAUAUUGCGUUUAUUCAUUGCUAUUUCUGUAAAAGUGGCAGGUUAUAAUUAUGAAGAUUAUCAUUAUUUUAUCCAUGAAUAAGAAAAUUAAUCGAACGGUAACUUGGUCGAAAUUCUAAAAAUUGAAUUGCUGCUACUAAUUUCUUGUAUUAUACAACUGUACAAACAAUAGCACGUAUACCUAUACCGAUCUUGUGAGAGAUAAGAUGGAUAACAAAGCAUCAUCUUUUGGCAUGUCAUUUUGUGAAUUCGUGUAUCAGCAGAUACGGUAGUGUCUGUACUAAGAGCACACGUAAUUAUUAUUUAACAUAAAGCAUUCAAGUUUGCUAUUUGAUCUAUAAAAUUACACAAAGAUGGGUACUUCGAGGCAGCAGGACAGAUCUCUUGGUAGUGGAAUUUCAUUGCCACAAUGGAUGAAAGGAAAAAUGGAUAAUAGAUUUGAUUUUGACGAAGCUGCAUUCAGUCCACCAUCUUAUGACGAUAGUUUCUUUUACGUAAGAUAUCCAAGAUCGCAAAAUACUCAACCACAACACGGAUUGAAGCACAUUGUAACUGAGGUUUUAAACGAAAAUAUUGCGACCUCUACGAAUCAGAUAACGAAUGAAAAAUCCAUUUCUGACUUGAAAGAAGUCAAGCAGAUUGAUUUUAGCAAACAUCCAUUGCCAUGUCAACCGUUUAUACCGGUUGUAAAUAAUACAGCUGGUGGUAUUAGAGUAGAUAAAGCUUCAGUGAGCGGAAAUGUAAAACUUAAAUCACAGGGAACGGAUGACGGUUUUCAUGGUGAACCGGCUCUUUGUGGCAAAUCAAUCGUUCAUGUAGCUAGUCAAAUGAUGUCUGGUAAAUUCACCAAAGUAUUCACAUCGGAUUCGCGUUCUCAGCAGACAGACAACUCGAUGAAAAGUGUCAGCAAAUCAUUACCAGCGACACCACUAACGUCACCAACAGGAUCUCCAGACAGUUCACCGAAAGCACGCAGAAAGCUACAUAACCGGUAUUUCACUGGUGCAUUUGUACCGGAUAAAGAAAAAUAUCAGGGUAAUUGGAUUUUGGCAAGCAUAUUAGGUCAAUCCAGAGAAGUAAUUACAGCAAAGAUAGAUGAGGAAGAUGAGCUCUUUCCAGAUAUGGAGCCACGCAAACCACUUAAUCGAAAAAAAUCAAUAUCAUCUCAAAAUCUUACAUAUAUAAGAUCUGUUUACGCAAAUGUGCUCGAAGCUAAACCAUCAGAAUUAAGAGAGAUGAAUUUUUGGUCUCCGACUUCCAUGUGAAGUUUUACAUUUUGUUUAAUUUUUUAGUUAUAUAGUUUUUAAUCAUGCUUCUACCAAAGCAUAUUUAGAUGAAUUUAGUUUAAUUCCAAGUUAUUAAUGCACAUAGUUGUAAAUUUAGCUCAUCAUAAUACUAACUUGACAACAUUUCAUAUGAGAUUGAUAUAUCAUUAGAUAUUUUAAUUGGAUUCUUACGAGUUUUUGUAAUCUUUUAAAAAUGACACAGCAUUAUUUGACUAUUUAAAACACUACAGAAUUGUUUUAUAAUUGUAUUUAAAAAAUGUCGUUAUCUCCACCAUUUCUUUCCGUUAUUGAACAUGAAAGAGAAGUAUAUGUUAAAAAAAAAUAAUUUUCUCUGUAUUAUUAUAUAUUCGUAUUACAUAAGUAUUGUAUUUGCGUACUUGUGUUAUCUAUGCUUAUGCGUACUUGUGUUAUCCAUGCACUCUCAAAAAAUGCUUUUAAGGAUUGAAAAUGCAAUAUGGUCUGUUAAUUAACUUACCUAUUCACGAAUAUCGAUAUAUUAAUAAUUACUUAUUCUUCGUACGUUACAUAUAAAUCGUGGCAUAACUAAAAUGCAUCAAAUGUAUCAAAUCUUGCAAAAUCAAGAGAUACAUUUAAAUAACAUCCAAUGUCCUGUUUUGUAAAAUGUGAUACAAUGACUUUGAAACUGAAGAUACUAUGAAAUAUAUGUUAUAUUGUACAACUAUUAUAAAUUCCACUACUAUAGAUUUGCACGAAAAGUACCGUUGAAAGAUAGAUUUUUAUCAAGCACAGAUGAGUUAUAUACGAAUACAUACAACCUACGCUAAUUGAAUUUAUGCCAAUAAAAAAAUAAAAUAACAUUUUAAACAC